AUGAGGAUCAUCUUCUUCUUCUUCAGAAGGAGACCUCCGAGCAGCCUCCUCUCCUCCUCCUCCGGCGCCCCUUUCUUCCGCCAUGCCGAACCAGCGCCGCCGGGCGCCGGCAGCGCCGCCGCCCCUCGAACCCACCACUGCUGCCCAUCCGCCUCCCUGAUUCGGCCCUUCUCCUCCUCCUCCGGCGGCGGCGCCGGCGGGCUGCCGGAGUACGAGAUGCCGACGGUGACCUGGGGAGUGAUCCAGGGCCGCAAGGAGAAGCUCGUCUCCCGCGUCAUCAUCUCCGACUACCUCCGCUCCCUCGGCAUCGUCCCCGACGAGCUCGAGCCCCUGGAGCUCCCCUCCACGGUGGAGGUGAUGAGGGAGAGGAUCGAGUUCCUGCAGAAGCUCGGCCUCUCCAUCGACGACAUGAACGAGUACCCUCUGAUGCUCGGCUGCAGCGUCCGCAAGAACAUCGUCCCUGUCCUCGGCUACCUGGAGAAGAUCGGCGUGCCCAGAUCGAAAAUGGCGGAUUUCAUCAGGAGCUACCCGCAGGUGCUCCAUGCCAGCGUGGUGGUGGAGCUCGCGCCGGUGGUGAGGUUCCUCCGUGGGCUCGACGUGGAGAGGCAGGACGUCCCCUUCGUGUUGCAGAGAUACCCCGAGCUUCUAGGGUUCAAGCUCGACGGCACCAUGAGCACCUCCGUGGCAUUCCUGGUCGCCAUGGGAGUCCGGCCCCGGGACAUAGGCCCCAUGGUGACCCAGUUCCCCUUCUUCCUCGGCAUGAGGGUCGGCACCACCAUUAAACCUCUGUUCGAGCUGCUCCUGUCACUGGGGCUGCCGAAAAUGGUGGUGGCGAGGAUGGUGGAGAAGCGGCCGUACCUGCUAGGGUAUGAUCUGGAGGAGACGGUGAAGCCGAACGUGGCGGCGCUGGCGAGCUUCGGGAUCAGGAGGGAGGCCAUCCCCAUGGCGGUGGCGCAGUUCCCGCAGAUCCUGGGGAUGCCGCUGAGGGCGAAGCUCGCUGCCCAGCAGUACUUCUUCUCCCUGAAGCUUGGGAUCGAACCAGAAGGGUUUGCGAGGGCGAUGGAGAAGCUCCCGCAGAUAGCGGCCCUGAACCAGGCGGUGAUGGUGAAGCCGGUGGAGUUUCUGAGAGGGAGGGGGAUUGCGGCGGAGGAGGUGGCGAGGAUGGUGGUGAAGUGCCCGCAGCUUCUGGUUCUCCGAGUGGAGAUGAUGAAGAACAGCUUCUACUUCUUCAAGAGCGAGAUGCGGCGGCCGGUGGCGGAGCUGGUGGAGUUCCCGGAGUUCUUCACCUACAGCUUGGAGGGGCGAGUGAAGCCGCGGCACCGGCGAGUGGCGGAGAAGGGGAUCAGCUGUGGCAUGGACUGGUUCUUGAACUGCAGCGACAGGAGGUUCGAGGAGAGGAUGAGAGCGGAGAUGAUGGAGAGGGAGGUGCGGGGACCGGAGUUCUCCAUGGGAGGACGGCUGACCAUGCCGGCGAGGGGGGCGGCGGUGGCGCCGCCGCCGGUGGAGGAAGAGGAAGAUGGGGAUAGUGACGGGGAGGUGCUCUACAGGAGGACGGUCUCGCUGCAGUGA
This is a messenger RNA of Spirodela intermedia, 1569 nucleotides long. The record is from the annotation of a GenBank genome assembly. NCBI's taxonomy places the organism in Eukaryota, Viridiplantae, Streptophyta, Magnoliopsida, Alismatales, Araceae.